Messenger RNA from Rotaria socialis, 1539 nucleotides. Lineage: Eukaryota; Metazoa; Rotifera; Eurotatoria; Philodinida; Philodinidae. The record is from the annotation of a GenBank genome assembly.
AUGAUUACUUCUAGAAAAAUUCUUCGACUCAAAAAUAAUGAGCAUUUACCGGUGAUUACUCUUGCAAUCACAAUUGUUGUUGUUAUUCAUCUUUGUAACACACAUGAUGAAAGAACGGCUAACCAAUACAUAAUGGAAGAUAAUGAGAAACAAAAUCCUAAAUUAUGUCCCCUCUAUCCGUCUACUCUGCAAGGGAAUCAAUUAAUUGAUAUGUCGCCCGAUAUGGAAUGGACAGAUGUUGAAAAACACGUAAAAUAUGUGCAAAAAGGUGGACUAUAUGCUCCAAGUGACUGUACACCUCGACAACAUCUUGCUAUUAUAAUUCCAUUUCGGAAUCGUGAAUUUCAAUUGAAAAUACUUUUACGUCAUCUUCAUCCUGUUUUACAACGACAAAAACGAUCUUAUCAAGUAUUUGUUGUAGAACAGUUCGGCAAUGGUACUUUUAAUAAAGGUCUAAUCAUGAAUGUAGCAUUUGAUUAUGCAUCAAAAAUAUCUACAUCAGUAUUCAAUUGCUUUAUGUUUCACGAUGUUGAUCUUAUACCAGAAAAUGAUUUUAAUGUAUACGAAUGUGAUUCACAUGGACCACGACAUUUAGCACCGGCCGUUGAUGAAUUACGCUAUUUCUUAAUGUAUAAUGACUUGAUUGGCGGUGUUCUUGCUGUGACAAAAGACCAAUUUAGCAGAGCAAAUGGUUGGUCAAAUUUAUAUUGGGGCUGGGGAUUCGAAGAUGAUGAUAUGAAUCACAGAUUACGUCAUGCGGGCUAUCGUAUUAGCCGACCACCUAACUCAAUUGGCCGUUAUAAAAUGAUUCGCCAUCAAAAACAAGUACCUUCAUUUAGCAGAUAUGAAACACUGAGUAAAUGGCUCCGUUAUUCUUAUGAUGGCAUUCGGCAGCUUAAUACACUAGAUUAUUCGAUCAUGUUAAAAAAGCGUUUCAAUUUAUCGCUCGUCGUAUUUCAUCUACUAUUGCAACUAACAUUGACUUUCGUUUCGUCUCUACAAUGGUCUCUAUUAGUGAUUUCGUGUAUUGGCUACUCAAUUCUGUUAUAUAAGCAAUAUUAUCAAUCGAAUGAUUUCUCUCCCUUAUGCAAUCAUUAUCUAUCAUCAAUAAUUUUUACUAUUAUUCACUUUAUAUUUGUUCUUUCUUAUAACAAAAUUCUUCCAUGGGAAAUUGGUCUUGUUGUUUUGUUCAUAUUACUUAUUCUUCAUUAUGCUCGACGGCUAGGUGCAUCGAUAUUUAGAUGGGAUCUUACUUGGUUACCUCUGGGUCAUCAACAAGAAUAUGAUUCCAUUAUGUCUAUUGUCGUAGUUAAAUUUUUCAUUUCAAGCCUGCUUCUCUUUGGAUAUACAUGUCAAUUGUGUCUAACAACAGUUUGCACACCGUCGAUAUAUUUCAAUUGGUUUCUUGUUGUUACUGAUUGCCGUUAUACAUACUCAUAUCUACUUUCGAGCUAUACGUUCGCCGGUGGCAUACUCAUAUCAUUAUCUUGGACAAUUGUGUCGCUUGUUCAUUUGAUUGCUCAUCGGUUCAAAUCUUAG